Molecule: messenger RNA, 4265 nt
Organism: Portunus trituberculatus (swimming crab)
Lineage: Eukaryota; Metazoa; Arthropoda; Malacostraca; Decapoda; Portunidae
Biological process (GO): regulation of RNA splicing
Cellular component (GO): ribonucleoprotein complex; nucleoplasm
Molecular function (GO): RNA binding
Source: RefSeq, a predicted model, not a curated record
GUGGUCUGUGCGCGGGAUCGAGUAUGGCCUUGUCCUUGGAGGAGCAGCGCCGCGCUAGGAUACAUUAGUGGAAAAUAUCUCUCACAACAAAGAUUAGCUCAGAGGAAGAAAAACUACUACCUAUAACUUGUGAAGCAGUGGUCCUGCACCACAGCCACUGCCACCACCACCACCAUGAGUGUGAUCAUCCGCCUUCAGAAUCUUCCAUGGUCUGCCAAUGCCCUUGACAUCAGAGAAUUCUUCAAGGGCCUCAGCAUUCCAGAGGGUGGUGUUCACAUUGUUGGUGGGGAGCUAGGAGAUGCCUUCAUUGCCUUCAGCACUGAUGAAGAUGCUCGAUUGGCCAUGCAGAAGACUGGCUCCAGCCUGAAGGGCAUCCAGGUGACACUGCUGCUCUCCUCACGCAGCGAGAUGCAGAAGGUCAUUGAGGCUGCCCGGCAGCAGGCCAUGGCACUGCAGGGAUUUGCACCGCCACCAGUCAUCCCAACCCAGCCCACACCCACACCCCAGUCACAACCACAGCCUCCCCCAGUGUCUCAGAUGUCUCAGCCUAACUUACCCAAUCUGCAGCACCAACAAAUGGGUGCACACACCCCAUACCAGGCCCAUGGUCGGCCUGGUGGUGUGGAUGGACCAGAUCAGCUGCAGUCCCGCCUGCCACCCCACAUGGUGCCACCACCCAACCAGCAAAUGGCCCAGCCAGGUUCAUCCAUGUCCAUGCCACCCUCAUCAGGGCCAGGCUCUGGUGUGCCCAUCUUACCGCCGCCUCCCUCUAAGCCUGGAGACUCUCAGGCAGCAGCCAGCUCUACCUCAAGCUCUGACAAAAAGGACGACAAGAAGUCUUCAUCAUCCUCAUCCUCCAGAAGAGACAGUAAGGGUCGGCGACGCAGGACAAAGUCCCGCAGCCGUUCUCGCUCCAGGUCUCGGGACAGAGACCGCCGCAGGCGCCACAGGUCCAGGUCCAGGUCCAGGAGCCGUGACCGCAGCAGCCGGAGCCGCAGGCGCUCCCGCAGCAGGGACAGGGACCGUGGCCGUGACCGGACCCGUGACCGUGACCGGGACAAGGAUCGCAGCAGCCGCUCGGGCCGGGACCGUAACGAGAGGGUGAGCCAGGACAAGAAUGACGGUUCUGUCAGUGUUGUUGACAUCACAAAAGACAACAGCCUUCCUCCCAUUGGGGGCGGAAUGAACAGUGAUGGAAUCCCAGGUCUUGGGGAAAUACCUAACCUGAAGGGACCCUUGCCUAUCAGUCUAGCAGAGCCCUUAAAGAACUCUCCCAUCCAGACACCCUCACACAGCCCUGCCCCAACAUACAACACCGCAGUAGGCAUGGGCCAGAAUUUCCAGGGCUCAAAGAUGUUCAACCCUGGGCUGCCCAUGGGAUUUGGUGCCAUGAACUCCUCGGACUCACCACUUGCCACAAAAUUCAAUGAGCCCAUGGAGACAGAGACAGUUGACGACAGUCCCAUUGUGUUGGAGGGAGCUGAUGGCCCGGCUGAACCCAGGGGCAUGAGAGGCAACAUGGGACCCAGGGGUCCAGGCGAUGCACCAAGACCUGAUGUCAAGGGAGGCCUCCUUGGUGACGGUCCUCCAAAUCAACCUCCUUUUGGGGUCUUCUCAGGACGAGGCAUGGGCUUCAGGGGUAAUGAGGGCUUUGGGUUUGGGAACGGCCCCAUGGGUCGCCCUCACCCCAAUGACAUGGACUUUGAUCCCAGGAACAACAGGGGAGACAGUUCCAGCCGGCAGCGAGACCCCAGAGAUCGUGGCUUCAGGGGGGAGAUGGACGGCAGGAACAAGGACGAUGAGAGGAGCUCCAGGGACGAGUCUGGCUCCUGGGAAUCUGGUGGAAGCAAGAGGGAGCGCAGCAGCCGGUGGGAGGCUGUGGACAAGAGGGACACACUCAAUGACCAGUCUGAGUGGCACUCCCGCGGUGGCCGGAGGGAGGGCUGGGUCGACAGAGAUGACGACAAUUGGGGCGGACGAGGAGAGGGAUGGAAGGAUGAGUUUGGUCGCAGGGAUGACCGUGACACAUACGACGACAGCUAUGGCUACGGGAACUACCGUGGUAGGGGUGGCAGGGGCAUGGACCGGGGACGCAUCGGCAGAGGAGGAAGGGGCUUCAACCCUCGCUUUGGAGGUUAUCCCGGCUUCUCAGAGGAAAAUGGUGAUGAUGGAUAUGGAUUCAGGGGAGGAUUCAGGGGCCGAGGAGGAUUCCGUGGAAGGGGAGCUCCUUUCAACUCUAGGGACGGCGGCAGUGAGUGGAUGGAUGACACGUGCAGUGUUGAGCUCCGCAAUGUGCCCAUUGGUGCCUCCUACCGUGCAAUAAGGGACUUUUUCCAUGGUAUCUUUGUGCCAAAAACUGGAAUCAAGCUUCUGUCAGAUGACCAAGGGAACAGAAUAGAUGUGGCACUGCUGCAGUUCUCCUCACCCAGAGAUGCUCAGAGGGCUUUAAGGUGCUCUGGUAACUAUAUUUUUGACAACAAAGUGGAGGUGAUGCUGACCAGCGAGACACAGUAUGAGGCAGCUGUGGAUGCAAACCAGAUGAAGAUCUUCCCCGGCAGCAGGUCAUCUCAGCCCGGAUCAGACAACACUGCCUGGACUGACAGCACCUGUGUGUGUGUGUCUGGCAUUCCUUCAGGGUGCACAGAGGCUGAGAUUGUCCAGUUCUUUGGCCAGUAUAGUGUGCAGGAUAUCAUCAUUGAACAAGAAAAAGGAAGAUGCUUUGUGAAGCUCAGCACAUCAGAUGCUGCCCACCAUGCUGUCACCAUGCUCAACAAUUCAGGGGAAAGUGGCAACCUUGUGGUGGAAAUGUGUCCCCCCGAUGCCAUGGCGGCAGCAAACAGAAACAAAGACUCCUCUCCCAGCAAAGGCCAAGUAGGAAAGGAUAAGAAAAAGAUGGAGGAGAAAAAGCCUGAGAAGAUUGUAGAGGAACCAAAGCACCAGCCAAUGGGGGCUGACCUUCUGACAGACUCUGUGGUAAUGAAGGGUGUGCCAAAGGACACCACGGAGGCCAACAUCCGGGACUUCUUCAGUGACGAGGGGCUGGUGCCAGAGCGUUUCCACUUUUGUGAUGCUGACAGCAGUGGGACGCGCCAGGUGUACGUGAUCUUCCCUCUGAUAGAGGACGCCCGCAAGGCUGUGGGGAAGAGCCAGCAGCAACUCUCCAAGGUUAAGGUAGAUGUUGAAUUAAUUGCCAAGCCUCUAGUAAUGGUCACAAUGGGCCUGCCAUUCGAUCCAUUGGAACUGAUACGCAAGGGACAGAAGACUGGAGAAACACCAUUCAGUGCAAAGCCUGAAGGUCUGGCAAAUAAUGACAGCAAAGAAGACUCCAAGAAGGACUCUUCAAAGAACAACCACAGCAGUCAAGAGGACAGCAAGGACCUGAUGAGGCCGGAGGAGGUGGCUGCCACCAUGGGUAUCACUCCAGACCAGCUUCAGGGCUUCGCAGCGCCUGGCAUGAUGGGCCAGUUCCCCUACCGUGGUGGCAUGAUGGGACAAUUCCCUGGUGGACCACGAGCCUUCAGGCCCUUCAUGGCCCGGAUGCCCAUGGGAAUGUCUGGAAUGCGAGGACCAGCGGACGCCAGCUUUAACAGGAUGAGGGGCUCUGUUCUGCUGAGGGACCCCAUAGUGGACUCCUCCGCCACUGGCGUGGAGGUUAUGGGCACAGCUAUCACGCCAGAGGAGUUUGGCAAGCCAGGGUGUGUCGUCUCCCUCAGUAAUGUUCCUUACCGCGCCACCACCGAAGAUAUCCUCAACUUCUUCCGUGACUUUCCUGAGCUGCGGCCAGAAAACAUCAUCCGACGGUACAAUGAGUUCAACCAGCCCACGGCCGACGCGCGGGUGUGCUUCAGGUCCCCACAGGAUGCCCAGCGAGCUGUGCAGAACCUCAACAGGACUUACAUCCUGGGACGGCAGGUCUUCAUAGCCAUGCUGUCCGACUAGAGGUGGAUGUUUCUUUCAAUUUAGAUUCAGUCACAGUUCCUAUUUAUUCAGUUUUCACAUGAUUUCUAAUGGUAAAUCUAUUGUUUACUUGGUUAUUUUCAGUUUACAAUGUUAACUGAUGGAUGACAAGUUUUUUUUUUUUUUUUUUUUUUUUUUUAACCUCUGAAAAGAAAUGUUAUGUUAUGUUAUCCAUGUCUGAGUACCUGCAAACUUAACUGUAAAUAGCGUAUAAGUAUUAAUGGAUGUAUAUAUGGAUAAUUCAGUGUGUAACUUGAAAAGUAUUUAUAACUAAGUUUGUAAAUAAACUACUUUCAUACAGAAAAUAA